Myotis lucifugus (little brown bat) is the source of this 4106-nucleotide messenger RNA. RefSeq names its product alkB homolog 5, RNA demethylase (gene ALKBH5). Gene Ontology annotation, molecular function: oxidative RNA demethylase activity. The record is from RefSeq and is a predicted model, not a curated record. The transcript is spliced from 4 exons. NCBI's taxonomy places the organism in Eukaryota, Metazoa, Chordata, Mammalia, Chiroptera, Vespertilionidae. Gene Ontology annotation, cellular component: nucleus. Gene Ontology annotation, biological process: mRNA export from nucleus; mRNA processing. Bases 1516 to 2697 code for a protein of 393 amino acids.
GGAGGCGUGACUGGUAUGUCUGCAGACUCGGCAGGUCAGGGCGGCUGGGGCUGUGUUCACGGGAAGGGUCUUCCCCGGAGGCCUGAGCGCCAAGCAGAGCGGACGAACUUCAUCCUGGGAGGCCGAGCAGAAGCCACUGCCGUGGGCCGCCCCCGCGCACGCCCAGUCGCCACCCUCUGCUCACUCGGGGCUCCCGGCCGGACCACAGAGCUUCAGACUUCUCAGUCGUCUCCGGUAAUAUAGUCCUGCCUUACCCGCGAGCCUACUCGUCCUCUUGAGUUUCCUUCUGCCGUUCCCGGAAGAGCGGCCCUCAGACCCAGCUCCAGCUCCAAGCAAGAAGCUAAGCCAAUCCCGGAGCGUUCCGCGGCUGCGCACGCACCGAAGCCUCACGUACGUGACUCGCGGAACGUCCGCUACUGGCGGCAGCGGUGGCUGCGAGGGAGAGAGGGGCAGUGAGGCGCCCCGUCAGUGCGUCCAGAUUCUGCGAACAUCGUGGUUCGGUUUAGAGCUGGAAAUUGGUGCUCUUGGCCGGGCAGUUCAGAAGUUUCCUUUAGCGUCUGAGGGCUUUUUUUCCGGUCGGAUCCCCAUUCAGGCACCUACUAAGACACCCAUUCAUCUUUCAGGGGUCCUCAUAGCCCUCCCUGCCGCUAAUUGACGGAUACAGUUGCCAAGGCGACCGUCUGAUUGACAGGCAGGAUUACCAACCAACUUCCGGAAGCUCCCCUCUGGGUCCGCCCGGCGCGUGGCCGGGGGCCCGUGAAAGAAGUGAAAGAACCAAAAGGGACGGUAACCCGACAACCUACUCCUAGGUUGUUGGCGAUUUCCCGGAGAUUGCGCGCUGGGGGCUGAGGCGUUUUUCGGACAGUCGAACGAUGCCGUGACGCAGCAUAGCGAUAGCGUUGGCAGUGUGAGCGCACCCCUGUGGAGGGAGCCCUUCGGUGUUCUUUGAAAGUGCUCCCUCGGACUCCUAGCGUGGGGGAGGGGUGGCGGCCGACCAGCGGUUCCCCGUCUGCGCUUGCGCCUGCACCUCUGCUGACCCGGCCUGCUCGCUCGCGCAAGUCCGCUGCGCGCGGAGCCGCGGUGGCCGGCAGCACUGCGCGUGCGCGUUGAAGAGCUUGUUGAGGAGCGGCGCUGGCGGACGUCGGGCGAGCGGCGCGUGACGUCGUGAGGAGCGCUUUAAAGUGCGGGCUGGGCCGGGCGUCUGAGGGUCUAGCCGGGAGUCGAGCCGAUUCUUCGCAGCGGCCCUCCGCGGCAUGAGGCGCUGCUGGCGCCCCUGCCCCCCGGGACGUGGAGAAGGUGGAGGAGGAGGAAGCUCCAUAGCCGCCACCGCUGCAUGACUCGCCGCCCCUGAGGUUCGACCCAGCGCCUGGCCCUCAACUCCCCCAGCCGGGUCCUCGUAUGGGGACCUGGCGCUGAGGACCCCCUGCCCUCCGGGGGCCCCGGGCCGCGUCCCCCGAGAGCCAUGCCCGGCCGCCCCGGCCGCCCCGAAGGACCCUAGAGCAGCGUCGCGGGGCCAUGGCGGCCGCCAGCGGUUACACGGACCUGCGUGAAAAGCUUAAGUCCAUGACGUCCCGGGACAACUAUAAGGCGGGCAGCCGGGAGGCAGCGGCGGCUGCGGCCGCCGCCGUGGCCGCCGCCGCUGCCGCCGCCGCCGCCGCCGAGCCUUACCCGCUGCCCGGGGCCAAACGCAAGUACCAGGAAGACUCGGACCCCGAACGCAGCGACUACGAGGAGCAGCAGCUGCAGAAGGAGGAGGAGGCGCGCAAGGUGAAGAGCGGCAUCCGCCAGAUGCGCCUCUUCAGCCAGGACGAGUGCGCCAAGAUCGAGGCCCGCAUCGACGAGGUGGUGUCCCGCGCCGAGAAGGGCCUGUACAACGAGCACACGGUGGACCGGGCUCCACUGCGCAACAAGUACUUCUUCGGCGAGGGCUACACGUAUGGCGCCCAGCUGCAGAAGCGCGGGCCGGGCCAGGAGCGCCUCUACCCGCCGGGCGACGUGGACGAGAUCCCCGAGUGGGUCCACCAGCUGGUGAUCCAGAAGCUGGUAGAGCACCGCGUCAUCCCCGAGGGCUUCGUCAACAGCGCCGUCAUCAACGACUACCAGCCCGGGGGCUGCAUCGUGUCCCACGUGGACCCCAUCCACAUCUUCGAGCGCCCGAUCGUGUCUGUGUCCUUCUUUAGCGACUCCGCGCUCUGCUUCGGCUGCAAGUUCCAGUUCAAGCCUAUCCGAGUGUCGGAACCUGUGCUUUCCUUGCCGGUGCGCAGGGGGAGCGUGACUGUGCUCAGUGGAUAUGCUGCUGAUGAAAUCACUCACUGCAUACGGCCUCAGGACAUCAAGGAGCGAAGAGCAGUCAUCAUCCUCAGGAAGACUAGAUUAGACGCGCCCCGGUUGGAGACCAAGUCCCUGAGCAGCUCCGUGUUACCACCCAGCUAUGCUUCAGAUCGCCUGUCAGGAAACAACAGGGACCCUGCUCUGAAACCCAAGCGGUCUCACCGCAAGGCAGACCCCGACGCUGCUCACAGGCCUAGGAUCCUGGAGAUGGACAAGGAAGAGAACCGACGCUCAGUGCUGCUGCCCACACACCGGCGGAGGGGGAGCUUCAGCUCUGAGAACUACUGGCGCAAGUCCUAUGAGUCGGAGGACUGCUCAGAGGCCGCGGGCAGCCCCACCCGAAAGGUGAAGAUGCGGAGGCACUGAGGCCCACUGCAUCCUCUCGGGAACUCUGGUUAAUCCUCACGUAGCCACCCCGUUUUUGUUUCGUUUUGAGGGGUUUUGUUUGUUUUUUGUUUGUUUGUUUGGACCCUUUUAUUUUUCCUUGGUUUAUUGCCUGUUGAGGCUAAAGAACAGAAUUGGUUCCUGGUUUUCCUCUUGGAUGGAAAGGCUGACAGCUCACUCUGGAGUGGCUAGUAGAGGAACGCGGGGCAACCAUCAUCAAGUGGGGCUGUGUCAGGCUGGUUUUAUUUAAAAGCAACAAAAUGUUUUGGUUAAGAAAAUUCUUGUUUUGCUUUAUAUGUAAAUUUUCUCAGUGUUGUGAAUGAAGUUGUCCCUGUAAACCCCCCCCCCCCCCCCCCACUCCCCAUGUUUAAGCUGGGCUGAGGUCUCCUGGGCCUUGCUGUCCUACCUGUCACCUGCUCUCCAGGCUCUGGAAAGUCACACAAACACCUUCUUCCUCUUGCUGCAGAAUCAUUCAGGAUGACUGAGCAGGCGCUUCAGUAGUGCCAGCCCCUGCACCCCAGAGCUAUUGGCCGAGCCCAGGGCUUCCUCCAUGCCCACUGGCCUGCUUUGCCUACAGGUCCCUGGCUGCAGCGGUCCUGACCUCUUGUCAAGAGCAUACCUCUGCUGGAUUGCUCCUUUCAGGCAUAUGCGUGUGAUUGUAUGGAACAGUUAGACUGGCCAUGUUGGGACAGUUUUAGAAAUUUUUUCUAGCUAGAAGGACUGGUGUCCUUCCAAGUCUAGCAUUUGGGGUAUGGAAAAUUGUGGUGUGUAGCAGGAUUUUUGUUUAGAUUUUUUUUUUUCCCUUUGGUCUCGUUCUUUUCCUUUCCCUUUCCUUUCGUCUACAUUGGCCAGUUUGGGCCUUCUCCCGUGUCACCCCCAUAGAAAGGUGUCUGCCCCUCUGCCUGCCUGCAGCACACAUCCAAGGCCAGAGCCCAGGUCUGCAGACUGGGUUAGUGUCUCUUCCGCCUCGGGGCACGGGAGCUGGGGAAGGGACUUUUAAAAAAUAGUAAUAAGAGGGGAAAAGUAGUCUUUGGCAGUUUCCACCUCCUCAGAUUCUCGAGGGCUGUGAGGUUUUGCUGGUCUAGAUUUGUUAGAAAUGUUUUAGGCCUGAGAGCAGAUUGCCCACGUUGCCACCACUAUGGGGAGGACCUUGGUUAUAGAGUCCUAGGUCUGGGGCUGCAGAAAUUGGGGGCAGCCACCAUUAGGAAGCCCUUCUCAGGGCCAGAACUCCUUUGCCAGCGUGGAUCCUCAAGUUGGAACUGCAUAACUAAGGCAGUUGCAUUUUUUUUUACAGCUCCCCGUCCCCCCUCAAUGAUUUGUAGUUGUGUGUGCAGCACUUUGCCCUGAUAUGUGUGCUCUACAAUAAAAACCAAAUCUAAUAUAUUUUGAAA